CACAGCUAUGAGCGGAAGAAACGAGAAAGCUUCUGAAAGUGCCGGCAAAAAAGCUUCAGCUCCCACCACAGAAGAGCAGCCUAGUGGGAGCAGACUGAGAAAACACGAUGAAGAGCCUUCUGAAAUCAAUGCAAAAAGGCCCAAAACAACAGAUGGAAACUUAGCGAAUACUGCACCGUUGGAGCAGUUUACCUCACCAGAAAGUAAUAUUCAAGUCGCAAAUGGAUAUCCAUCACUUAAAUCUAUAUUGGACUUAAACGAGUAUUGCUGGAUCGCCUUAUUUUCUUAUCUCAGUUUGAGGGACCAACUAAAGCUGGCUGGUUCUAAUCGCAAUAUUUCAGAAAUCUACAAGUCCUAUAUACGCAAUAGAUACAGACAUAUUGAUGAGCACGUUACAGCCAACAUCGAUGAAACCGAUUUGGCCCAUCUUCUGGAACUCAUGGGUGAAAAAGUAAUCAGUUAUGAGUCACCAUUGGAUCCCCAAAGCGAUGGAGAGCAGCAUUUGUGGCUUCUGUCACGCCGCACCCGCCAGCUGCAGCACUUGAAGAUGACCUUCCGACGCCGCAGUGGGACUGACCUCCUGAGUUUGCACCAGCUGACCUCUUUGCAUGCCCGCCUGCAUUUCCUUAAUACGGAAUCCUAUACCAAAUUUGUUUGCAACCUUGUUCACUUGCCAUGCCUAAGGAAACUGAAGUUGGAGGCGCCCAAUUACAAUGGCGAUGGUUUGCAUAUGCUAGAGAAUCUCGAGUUUCUUGAGGUUGGCACUCAUCCUGGAUUCGAUGCCGAAAAACUGGCCAUUUGUUGCCUGAAGAUGAAGAGGCUUCGGCACCUCAAUAUAGGCAAGUACAUCGACAACCUCACAGUGGAAAACUUUAGGGUGAUUGUACGGAAUUGUCGCAAUUUGGAGCGGUUGGCCUUCGGAGAACACCUCCUCGGACGCAGCGUACCCUACGAGAUCAUCUGCCAGCUGCCCAGGCUGAAGCACUUGCAGUUGUGGCAUUCGGACUCCAUCAAGGCAAAUUUCAUCGAGGGACUUGUGAACAAGAUGGGCGACCCGCUGGAGAGUCUCGUUUUGAUCGGAUACGAACUGAGGAGCGAACAGGUGGAGCAUCUGUGCGAUAUAUCCUCGCUCAGAGAACUCCAUGUAGCCUGCGAUACUGUUCCCUUGGGUGGCCUUUUGAAGCUGAAGAACAUUGAGUAUCUUCAUAUUGACAUGCCAGACAUAACCAACGAUCAACUGAUGGAGCUGCUAAAGGGCUGUCCACACCUGAGUGUACUCAGUGUUCGAAACUGUAAUUUAAUUACCUUGGAUUUUGUACGUGAUGCAACUCGGUUCUGGAAGCAGAAUCGCAGUCGACCCGAAUUGGUCCUAAGCGUUUAUCUGCAUGAUUCAUCUGUAAACUGGAAUUUAGUUUGGAAGUUUUGUAAUGAUAGGGUUAUUCGCUUUCUACAGGGUUCUCUACGCUCUUCCAUUUUAAUAAACCAAGAACUUUCGAAUAGAAAUUAAGUAAAGCAGUCAUCGUAACUUCUCAAAAGAUAUUUUGAAUAAAUCUAUUAAUAAAAAAAAAUAUAAAAAAUAUAUAUAAAAUGUUGCAAAUAUGUAUCAAGUAGGAUGAAUAUUGAAAUAAAACUGUCGAAAACGAAUCAUUCGUUUAUUUUACACUAAUUUGUCAUAUCCUUAUCAUAUUUAUAGGGAUUUUUACCACAAAACCUAUUCCGAAAUGGGUAGUUUACAUUAUAGAAUAUGACAUUUAAAAGACGAUUUCACAAAUAGUAAAAGUGUAUGUGAACUUCUAAUGAAAAACUCACUCUCGCACAGACUGGUUUACAUACCAACACAUUUGUUCAAAUAGCCAGCAUUGGUGAUUUUAAUUAGACAUAAGGUAUUUUGAUUAAU
Messenger RNA from Drosophila kikkawai, 1897 nucleotides. RefSeq lists its product as uncharacterized. NCBI's taxonomy places the organism in Eukaryota, Metazoa, Arthropoda, Insecta, Diptera, Drosophilidae. The record is from RefSeq and is a predicted model, not a curated record.